Messenger RNA from Physella acuta, 9875 nucleotides. RefSeq lists its product as uncharacterized. The record is from RefSeq and is a predicted model, not a curated record. Gene Ontology annotation, molecular function: actin binding; phosphatase activity. NCBI's taxonomy places the organism in Eukaryota, Metazoa, Mollusca, Gastropoda, Physidae. Gene Ontology annotation, biological process: protein dephosphorylation; negative regulation of actin filament polymerization.
UGUCAUCAAUCAAGGGACGACUUCCUGUUUUGGAUUCGUUCUUUUAGUAUAUUUUGUCAACAUAACCAUGGGCCAUAUACACAGAAUGCCUCCUUGAUUAAUAAUGAUUAGCGUUUAAAAUGGCCCUUGUGACAAUACAACGGUCUCCCAGUCCCAGCACCGACCCCGAACUUGAUGCUGAUAGUACUGAAGAUGUCAGUGAAGGCAGAUCACAGCUACGCAAAAGAUCAAAGACCUCCAGAGAGAAGCUGAGAAAAAUAUUCAGCACCGUGCGCUUUAUUUCAAAGCUGCGGCCUUGCCUUAGUGAAAGUUAUUUUACAGUCAAAGGGGCAGCACUCAUACUUCCACAUAAUGAAUGCACAAAGAAAACUACUAAGAAAAGUCAUGGAGGUGAAAUUCAAAGUCAUUUACAGGCCAUGCUCCACCUAUUGAGACCAGAGGACUCCAUCAAAAUUGCUGUUCGGCUAGAAGAUGUAAACAGUUCCAGUCGCUACAUGGCGCUGGUCUCUACAAGAGGGCGCCAGGACACAGAAGAGGCCGUCAUACUUGGCAUAGACUGUCAUGGGAGUGAGGCUGCCAUAGGCCUGGUGCUCCCUGUCUGGGUGGGGCUGAGGUUAAAGUUAGGCGGAGAUGGAGGUUUUAGUUUGUGUGCGGAUGAGCAGCACUACCUGUUCAAGCCUGUAUCAGUCCAAGCUAUGUGGUCAGCCAUUCAGAGCCUAGUGAAGGUGAUGCAUGUUGCUGAAGACAAGAAGUACAUUGACACAGGUCUCACACACACUUGGGUGGGCUACUACAACUCUCGCAUUGAUAGGAGGGAUGCUACAAGGCUCUGUCAGUGGAAUGUCGUGGGAAUCGAAGUGUUUGCGCCAUCAAGCCUUUCACUCAAAAGUGAUGAUGAGAACGAGAACAUCAAGAUGACCAUCAGUCAGAAUCUGAAGGAUGUCAUGAUGUCAGUGGACCUUGAUGAGGCUACUUCAAUUAUGCUGCGGAAGAAGGUGGAGGAAAAGAUGGGGAUCUCUCUAGCGGAGUUCAAGAGUUUCUUUGAUGAGGAAGUCAUGAGGAUUCUGGGACAGAUGGAUGAGCCAUCCAAGAUUUUGGAUUAUCUGUAUCUGGGAUCUGAGUGGAACGCGUCCAACUUGGAAGAAUUAAAAAGCAAAGGAAUAAGUUAUAUACUGAAUGUGACGAAAGAGAUCGACAACUUUUUUGUCGGCAUGUUCCAGUACUACAAUGUGCGUGUGUGUGAUGUGGAAGAGGAGGAGUUGCUCAAACAUUGGGACAAAACUUACAAGUUUAUCACUAAAGCUAGAACUCAUAAUGCCAAGGUGCUGGUACACUGUAAGAUGGGAGUUAGUCGCUCAGCAUCAACUGUGAUGGCCUAUCUGAUGAAGGAGAAGCGCUGGUCAGUGGAGCAAGCUUUUGAUUUUGUCAAGAAGCAGCGGGGCUGUGUACAGCCUAACAAUGGUUUUAUGGAGCAACUCCGCAUGUAUGAAGGCAUUUUGACGGCUAGCAACCAGCGAGACAUCUUCCGCACCAAGUCUGAUCAAAAUCUUCUGGAGGAAAACACAGUAGAAACAUCCCAGGGCUCUUUUUUAGGUCAGAGCCUCUUCUCUAUGAUGUCGUACUCUGAUUGGUCGAAUACAGUGACCUCUGGGGGUGUGGCAUAUAAGGAAGAGUGGUCAAUUCCUCUUAAAUUAGACUCAGCUCUCAACUUGAACAUGAUGCAGAGAGACAUGGACCUGGAGGCGGCAGAGUCUCGCAGCGCUGACUCAAUAGAUGAAUGUCUGCCUGACGUCCCCUCUCCCCCUCCCUCGCAGGAAACCAGUUCUGACUUCCACCCCAACUAUUCUGGCAACCCAAUAUUGGUCGUGACCGCACCUCCGUGUGCCUCCUCACGUGCACAUUUCGACCUCCUUUCUUCAGACACUGAGACCAUGGACAGCGACGCCUCGUCAGCGCAGCACUCCCAAAGUACUGGAGACAAACCCAGCACUUCUCAGACAGCCAGCAUCGGAGCCGCUGGGCCGAGAAUUAAACCUGACAGCUCGUGGAUACGGUUGGACAGUCUUGAUAAUCCAGAUGAAAAAGACGACAUAAAUGUGAAAGUUAUUUCUGAACUUCAGACAGACACUGAGGCUCAACCCUCGUAUGGGAAUACGGCUUUAAAUACGAACAUCCUGAACUCAGACGCAACAGGUGACGUUCUUGUAAACGCUGACCAAUCACAGACUCACUUGUCCUCUUCAGUAGACCCCCCAUUUAGUAACAAUUGUAUACAAGAAUUCUGUGAUUAUUCUAGAAACAGUAAAAAAUGUGUUCAUCCCCUGGAGGAGAAACUGAGCCCACAGAUUUCUCUCAGCCCCGUGAAGGAAAAUAUAUCUUGCUCAACAGUUGUAAGCCCCAACCUGCGUGAAACUCACCCCCCUUCAGUGAGCCAGGUGGGGGGGAUAGAAAUUUCUAGACCUGGCCAUGAGAAAAUGGUGGACAGGUUCGAUGACCCAGAAGUGAGUCCAGAUGUUGAUGGGGAUUUGAAAUCAAAAGAUGAAACAACCCCUACAAAACAAUCAAAAGCCGGCGCAACAAAGAUUGAUAUUGGUGUGAGGCAAUAUUUUUAUAGGGAAAAAAUUCCAUGGCACCCUGGCAAGGUGAAAAGAAUCAGAGAAGACAUAAACAAGACAGGUCAAAUUGUGACAGAUGACGAUGAUGAUGAUGACACUGACAAUGCUUUCAAACCUAAGCAACUCCCCUAUAAAGAAAUGAGCGAGGAUCGAAGUCUGCUGGACAGCUUAGCCCAACCUCCGUCUCAGCUUGCCUUGUCCCAGUCCCACAGUUGUAUAGAGCUGUGUACCCUAGGGGAGGCGGGUCACAUGACACUCUACGAGAAGGAGGAGAUCCCACUUGAGCCUGGAACUGUGUGGCGCAGUAGGCGGGAGAUUGAGGAGAGGCAGAGACUUUUCAGUGGUGAUGGAGUUGAGGAAAUCUUCCUGUCCACACGGCCAGUGCUGCGCUCCCUGAGCUUGAAGCAGGAGCGAGACAGCCCUCGUUACAGACUGCCAGAGAAUCGCAGGUCACUCAUGUCAGCUGUUGUUGGUAAAUCAUUAGAUGACCUCAGGUCAGUUGAUGUCAGUGACGUCGGUUUGACUGUCAGACAGCAGGGGUCCUAUGGCAGGGAGGCUGGAGACUUGAAGAAAUACAAGCCAGUUGCAGAUGUCCCCAUGGUUACAUCUAGUGAUGAUGACACCCCCAUCACACCUGGACUGGUCCUCAAGCAGACUAAAGAACUGGAGAGUAGGUUUGACCACGUCCAGUCUCAGGGUGGCAACUCAGAUACCACCAGCCCAUGGACGAGUGGUCAAGCUGUGUCCAGCACCCCUCUGCUGACCUCACCGCCACAUAAACUGGCCCAUUUCUCCGACUACCACGAGCCCUGUGAGGAAAAUGUGGCUCAAGGGAUCUCACACAGGAGGAGUAACUUUGACUCCGAGACCCUUGCACUGAUACGAGAGAUUGGCUCGGCUCUCCUCAUGAGCCCCAGCGGGUCCAAGUCUAAACUAUCAGAUGAGGAGGAGCCAUGUACCAAUAUGGUCAAGUAUUUUGUCAGGAAAAUAGAAAAGCAAAAUAUUUCCCAGCCCAAGCAUGAUAAUACUCUCACGGACGACGACAGCAAAGUUGAGAACGAGAACAGGGGCAGACAAUCUAUGGGUUAUGAUGAAGUAGAUUGUGGUCAUUUGUCUCCCCUGGCUCCAGUGCGGACAACCAAGACAACCAGUUUGACCUUGGACUUCAGCAGCCCAGCUCGUAAUGUCCUGUCCAGUCCCAGACAAGAACGCAGGUAUGGCAGCUGGAGGAGCCUUGACCAGACCAGUUCACAAAGUUUCCAUCAGGCGUCUCCGUCUGACGCUGGCUGCGAGGGUAACCAUUCAGGCGAGGCGUCAGCGUUCUUGACCCAUGUUCCCGCAGCUGUUGUAGUCGGAGGCUUGGGCUCUGCAACUAGGUGGGACGAGGGUGGUGUGUCUGCUCAAUCAAGCUCCGCCUCCUCACCGCGCUCACCCACGCACCACUCGUCAGAUUCCGCAGAACCUUCUGUUGUCCGGCACCUAGUAGGAAAGUUUGAGAUCAAAACCCCGGACAUGGAGAGAAGCGUGACAUCAGAAUUUGGACACGACUACAUCUACAAAGGCAGAGACCACUAUGACAAUUCCCCUUCUACUUCACCUACAACUCCACUAAAAGUCACCCCCAAACAGGACAUCAUAUCUACACCAUCCUUCAACACUCAACCCACCCUUCCAUCAUCUCUACCCUCCACCUCAGUGUUGAAACUCAUCGACAACAGCCCAGUACUGUCAUCCACUGUCUCGACAUCGUCCUGCACACUGUCAUCCCUUCACAGAAAACACACCUCCCUAGACAGCGCCCAGCCUCCACCACAAGCUAAAGGCUACUCUGAUAUAGCAGUGGAGCUGUACGAGCUCCCAACCAUCUCUCAGAACAUAGCCCUGGCCCAGACUAAAGAGAAGAAACCAGUUUCCGGACUUUUCCCUAGUUCAUCCGCAAGUAAACCUGGACCAACGCCGUUCAGCAGGAGUAGUAUGGAAGGGGGGGAUUCCAAACCCUGGAGGUCAGUGCGACCUAAAUCAGCAGACGUGGUCCAGACAGCAGAUGUUUCGUUGGCGUAUCAAAAUGUGACAGACAAGAAUGGGGACAGGAAACCAGUAUUAAUGGACACGUCCGAAGACGAGGCUGCCUUAAGACAAGUCUCUGAGGAGGGGAGGAAAAUUCGACGGCUGCACGGGAAGUCACACCCCCUGACAAAGUUAUCUGACACACGGACAGGCAAAGGACCUUUCCAUAGCUCAAUGUAAUCAUAUUCUUCAACUCUUUGUAUGUAUGUAACAAAACAAUCUUUAAAAACAUGAAUUCCUUGUAUAUUAGAUAGAUUUGUUUCUUUAUCUGUGUUCUUCAUAGUUUUUAAUCAAUUAUAUUCUUUAUGUUCGGUUUCAUCUUUGGUUUUUUUUUUAUUUGUUUUUUUAUAUUCAAGGUCCCAGAGGAUGCGACCAUCCAAAGUUUUGUAAGCUAUUUAUUUUAUCAGUUGUCAACAGACAGAAUGAGAUUUUGUCUUGCUCCUGGAUCAGACUUUUGAUGUUGUUUGUCUGCCUUGGACCUGUUUGUUGCUCUGUUUAGACAAGUUAUUUUAAACAUUCCAAAGUUUCCAUUCUCUGGUUUUAUUUUUGUUGUAACCUAGCCCGUCAUGCACUGCCAAAGAUCCAAAGACGAUUGGUUUGGUGAAUUGAUAGAGCUCACUAGAAGACUUCCUUGACUAGAUUAUUGCUAAAUGUCUUCUUGGUCAUAUUUUUGGUUCACUAACAACUCUAUCAGGUGCUAAAGAUGGACAAAAAGACAAAUUUUAUUUGUCUUUCAAGACUUUUUUUACCUUUACAUCAUGAUUCACUAAACUCUUUGUGCAAAAAAAAAAACAAAAUUUUUUAAUAACAUUUAAAAUCUAAAACACAACUCAUUAAGUUGAUUUUAUCUUCAAUUUAGAAACUUUUUCCCCUUAAAUUUAACAUUAACCUCACUGCUUAUUGUCCCCUUUCAACAUUUUAAACAUAUUUCAUCAUCUUCAAGUAACAAACCACGAGGCUACUGUGUUAAAGUUCUAUUGAUGUUCUGUCUUAGCUAAAGCAGUGUGUGUAGUUGUGCUCAACCCUAAGUUUUAUCAAAUAAGCAAAUGUUUUUGAUAACCUUGCUAAAUUAUCACCAAAUUUACUUGCUUUACAAAAAAAAUAAUUUUUAAUUCUAAAAGCAGGAUAGUGAUGAGUUGCGAAUAUAAAUGGCCUUAAGAAAAAAGUGCAUGUAACGAAAUAUUUUGUCAAUUUAUCUUGUAAACUUGUUACAACAUUACAUCAGAAUAGGCAAAAAGUUAUUUUAAAAUAAAGAAAUGUUUUAUUAUGCUAAUAAGGCUAAGUGUAAAAAUGUGAACACACCGGCACUAGCUUAACAGGAGCAUCCAGGUUUUAUGUUUCUUGUCACAGUGUCUUUCUGUAGUUUUAAUCGGAGCAUCUCGCUGUAGCAUUUUGUUGUCCACUUUUGUGAUAUGACCACUACAUAUCAAGUCACGUGACCUGAGUUGUGUUUUGUCCAAGCAUGCCCAGAACUUUACAGUCGUGGAGGUAGCAAGCAUUGGGCUUUAUCUCCACUCAUUGAAUGAGCCAGUUUACUCAGUUGUUAAAUGAUUUGUUUAUCGUAUUUUGUUUUAAUGUUUCAAGCUUACUUGUGCUCUAUACUAAACUCUAACACAGUAACUUUAUUUUUAAAAUGGCAUUUUCUUUAUUAAUUUAAUGCAAUUUAAAAUUAACUGGGUUUUCUGUGCGACCAUCAUUUAAUGAAUUAAACAAGCUUAAUAUGGUGAUGUAAAAUCUUAGGCACCUGAAUGGUUUGUUUUAAAAUUUAAUUUUUUAUUGAUUAAAGAAAAGUUAAUGUAUUUAUCUAGUCUAGAAUGUUUGUCCAAUAGUAGACUAUGGAGUUAAAACAGCUAAACCUUUGUUAAAACUUAAAACAUCACUACACUGAAACAAUUUUAUUUGAUCUGAAAAUGCUGUAGUCAUUUGCACAGACCCAUUUUUCUGCAUAUAAACUUUAUGCAAAUGUAUCAUUUGUUUCAAUGUUCUUCAUGUAUUCCAAAAAUGUAACAUCUUUUUUUUAUUGUAAUAUUGCAUUCAAAUUAAUUUUUGCCUAACUAAAAAAACAACAAUCGUAGUUUAGAAAAUAUAGCCUUAUAUUAUACAGUGCUAAAGACGUGGGGGUGAAACGGAAUAUUUCAACUGACUAUCCCUUCAUCCUUCUAACAUUAUAAAGCUGUUUUUAUUAAUCAUUGUUUGCUUUUAUAUCAAAACAACCCUGUAUAAUUGUUAGGUAUUGUUAGUUUUUCUUGAUAAAUUAGCUUUGUUCAAAUGCUAGCAGUGCCUUGGUAAAUAUUUAGCAUGUGCUCAUAUAUUUUUAUAUUUCAAUAUUUACACACGACACUUGCACAACAAGCAAACAACUGCUCAUUUAUUGGUAUCAAAUAUUUUUAUUCUGUAUAUUUUCUCUAGCGUGCAAUCUGUAUCUAAAAUUUCUGCAUUGAAAUCCUUUUUGUGUGUUCAGUAGAUUUGUAACAGUGUUUUAAUGGAUUAUUGUCACUUAACCGUGGCUGUUUGCUAUCUUCGUCUUUUCAUUGUAUCAUGUACCUGGUGCAUUUAGGAUAAAGUCACGUGGCUUUGAGAUACACUCACUCCCAGGCCAACUGAAACUGAAAUUAUUCUUUAAUUUUGACAGUUAUUGACACUAAUUUUAUAUUUCUGUUUGACAAGGGUGUUUUCGUGUUUGAAUUAUUUAAAACUGGAUCUAUUGGACAGUAUCCAGAUUCAAAUUUUCACUUUGCAUAAUACAUUUAAAAAAAAAAGCUGUCUUAGUAUCUUUUCCAGGCUUUUUUUUAACUUUCAUAUUUGGCUUGUUUUUCUUGUAAAAUCUGGCUAGAUGGCUUUUCCUGUCCUACAGAUUGGUGUAGUUUUUAACCUGUUGUAAAAAAUUUUAUAACCAAAACAACUAGAAAAAUUACCAUAAAUGCACUUCAACAGUGGCAUAUUGCAUGUAAAAUUAACACAUUAACAUUAUAAAUAUUUUUUAUUGUUUUAUGUAGAUAGAUAUAAAAUAUAGAUAGUUAUAAAACAUUAUCUUCAUUAAAUAUGAAGCAGUCUAUGGAUCAUUAAUUUUUAAACAUUUCCAUUAUAUUUUUAAAGAAAUACUCUCAUUUUAAUAAUUCAAUAUAAUAAGGAUAGCAAAUGACAUUAUUUUGCUUUUUUUUUUGGUUCUUUUCUUCGAGGCAUGCAGAGAGUUAACUUUUUGGCGGAUGGUUGAAAGUUACCCUCUAGGGUAACCCCCACCCCUCUUAAAGGCAGGGGCAGAGUUAACUUUUGGGUGAUGGCUGAAAGUUACCCUCUGGGGUACCCCCACCCCUCUUAUAAGCAGGGGCAGAGUUAACUUUUGGGUGAUGGCUGAAAGUUACCCUCUGGGGUACCCCCACCCCUCUUAUAAGCAGGGGCAGAGUUAACUUUGAGAUAAAAACUUCUCUGGGGCCCCCUCACCUGUUAACUCACAAAGCUGUUUGUGAUGUGUUCCUGCCAGAUUUAGACUGGAUAAUAUGUCCAGGCAUAUCUGUCAGAAGCUGUUCAUUAAAAUAGAAGAGUUCACAGCCAUGCAGUCUAUAUAAGGCAUGAGAUAGGCACUCAGUGUUGUGAUAUGAAAUAGUUGGGGCUUCUUUAUGUCCUGCUUAAUUCAACACUAACUUAGGGAUUAAGCACAUAAUAUGUAACACAAAAUAGGACAUUUUACCCAAAUUCUUCGCUAAAUAACAUUAUGUAACAUUUCCACACAACAUCUAAUAUUAAUAUUAUAACAUAUUUUAUAACUUACUCUCUUCCUGAAAACAACAACUGGGACUACAAAAUGUGAACUAAAAAAAAAUUUUGGUUUUCAAAUAAUUUUAGAUGUUUGAUACAUGCUUGCUACAUCUGUUAGAGUUGAAUGCAUUGCAUAGAAAUUUAGCAGACAAAUUUUUUUUGGAAAAAUUAAGUCAGUGUUAUAUGACAUACACUAUCUUCAUACCACUUUCCAUUACCUUAUAUAACACCAUUUAAAUAUGAUCGACCACAACUGCUUCCCCCCCACACACACAUUUAAUACUAUGUGCACCAUCACUAAGAUAUAGGGCCAACUAAUCCUAACCCAACUUUGAAUUUUAAAAAAAAAUUACAUCUCUUCUAGUGUUAGAGAUUGAUCAUUCUGAGGCUAAACGCUCGCAUUAAGAAAAGUAUCUCAUUAAUUUAGCCUAAACAUUGUUGCAUACUCUUCAUUUUUAAACUGCUAGAUCUAUACCACAAGAAAAGUAUCUCAUUAAUUUAGCCUAAACAUUGUUGCAUACUCUUCAUUUUUAAACUGCUAGAUCUAUACCACAUCACCAAGCUAAAGUUUGAGAACAGGUUUUACAUAGAGCAUUGUUACCUUGUGAUAUUGUAGAGCUAGUGAACUCAUCUGUUCAAGUCGUAAUUGACUGAAUUCAGAGGACUCUUCUAAAGUCAUGUUUUUUUAGUAGGAGCAAAAAAUGUUGAGUUGCAUGUUAAAUUUUUUUUUUUCCUUUUUUCUGAAUCAGCUGUUUUCCUUUUCAACUGUUUUGUUAUAAGUGAACAUUUUACUUGUAGGAUUUCUUUUGACUCAUGGCCUGUUAUUCUUGUAAUAGUCAUGACAGUUUUUAUCUGUGACUUUACUAAGGUGUGUGUGAUUUUGUCAUCUAUUUGUCCUGUGAUUUUGUAAUUGUAAUAGAAUUUUACAUGUGAUCUUGUCUUCAAUUUUUCUGUGAUCCUGUCAUAAAUUUUGUGUUAAUGUGGAGUUGUCAUAGAUUCGUCCUGUGUUCUUGUAACAGAUUUCUAACCUUGUGAUUUUUUUGUCAUAGACUCACUCUAUGUAUUCUUGUCAUAAAUUUGUUCUGUAUGCAAAUAAAAACCCAACCAAGAAACAUCAAAAGAAAUGUAAGAUAAGCAAGCCUUGUCCUCUCCUAGCCUAUAUACCUCUGUACUUUAGCAAAUUUUUUUAUUUAUUUUGUUUAUAUUUGUCACAAAAAAAUAAACUGACAAUUUGAUUGUAAACCUCCAACAUGCACACUGACAAUACCAUGCUUUAUUAUCUAAUCAGUAAGUCUGUUAAUCACUUGAUUUCUCUACUACCGGUAUUAAUGGUUCGACACUGUUUGCUUUUCACUUCUUUUACUGUACAUCAUCUGGCUGGUUCUAGACACGGGAAUGGUGUCAAGGCCAGGUAAUAAAUUAUAUGAGCUACUCGCU